CCCUGGGGUGAGACCACCUGGAUCUACCAUGACGGCGAGGACACCAAGAUGAUCGUGGGCGAGGAGAAGAAGUUCCUGCUGCCCUUCUGGCUGCAGGUCAUCUUCAUCUCGCUCCUCCUGUGCCUCUCGGGCAUGUUCAGUGGCCUCAACCUGGGCCUGAUGGCCCUGGACCCCAUGGAGCUGCGCAUCGUGCAGAACUGUGGCACGGACAAAGAGAAGAACUACGCCAAGCGCAUCGAGCCUGUGCGGCGUCAGGGCAACUACCUGCUGUGCUCCCUCCUGCUGGGCAAUGUCCUGGUCAACACUACGCUCACCAUCCUGCUGGACGACAUUGCCGGCUCUGGGCUGGUGGCCGUGGUGGUCUCCACCAUCGGUAUCGUCAUCUUCGGCGAGAUCGUGCCGCAGGCUAUUUGCUCUCGGCACGGCCUGGCCGUGGGCGCCAACACCAUCUUCCUCACCAAGUUUUUCAUGAUGAUGACCUUCCCGGCCUCCUACCCCGUCAGCAAGUUGCUGGACUGUGUCCUGGGCCAGGAGAUCGGCACGGUCUAUAACCGUGAGAAGUUGCUGGAGAUGCUGCGGGUCACCGACCCUUAUAAUGAUCUAGUCAAGGAGGAGCUCAACAUCAUCCAAGGGGCCCUGGAACUGCGCACUAAGACUGUGGAGGACGUGAUGACUCCCCUCCGAGACUGCUUCAUGAUCGCUGCAGAGGCUGUGCUGGACUUCAACACCAUGUCUGAGAUCAUGGAGAGCGGUUACACCCGCAUCCCUGUGUUCGAGGGUGACCGCUCCAACAUUGUGGACUUGCUCUUCGUUAAGGACCUGGCUUUCGUGGACCCCGAUGACUGCACUCCACUCAAGACCAUCACCCGCUUCUACAACCAUCCGCUGCACUUUGUCUUCAACGACACCAAGCUCGAUGCCAUGCUGGAGGAGUUCAAGAAAGGCAAGUCUCACCUGGCUAUAGUACAAAGAGUAAACAAUGAAGGAGAAGGGGAUCCUUUUUAUGAAGUCCUGGGAAUUGUCACUUUAGAAGAUGUGAUUGAAGAGAUCAUCAAGUCUGAAAUUCUGGAUGAAACAGAUCUCUACACUGAUAACAAGUCGAAAAAGAAAGUAGCUCAUCGGGACAGGAAGCAGGACUUCUCUGCCUUCAAGCAGACAGACAGCGAGAUGAAGGUUAAAAUAUCACCACAGCUCCUCCUGGCAAUGCACCGGUUCCUGGCUACAGAAGUAGAAGCAUUUGGUCCAUCCCAGAUGUCAGAGAAGAUCCUUCUCAGGCUGCUAAAACAUCCCAACGUCAUCCAGGAGCUGAAGUACGAUGAGAAGAACAAGAAGGCCCCAGAACACUACCUCUACCAGCGCAAUAAGCCUGUCGACUACUUUGUUCUCAUUUUACAGGGGAAAGUGGAAGUGGAGGCUGGGAAAGAGGGGAUGAAGUUUGAAGCUGGUGCUUUUUCCUACUAUGGGGUGAUGGCCCUCACAGCAUCACCAGUUCCCUUGUCCCUGUCUCGUACCUUUGUUGUCAGCAGAACAGAGUUGUUAGCAGCAGGUUCUCCAGCUGAAAACAAGUCUCCUCCUCGGCCGUGUGGCUUGAAUCACUCAGACUCUUUAAACCGAAGUGAUCGCAUCGAUGCAGUGACACCGACGUUAGGGAGCAGCAACAACCAGCUCAACGCAUCUUUCCUCCAAGUGUAUGUUCCGGACUACUCAGUGAAAGCUCUCACAGACAUUCAGUUUGUCAAGAUCACAAGACAGCAGUACCAAAAUGCCCUAAUGGCAUCCCGGAUGGACAAAACACCUCAGUCCUCGGACAGUGAAAACACUAAAAUCGAACUGACUCUUACGGAGCUACAUGACGGUUUGCCGGACGAGAACGAACAGAACUGUGUGACUCACAACAAGCCCAACCACAGUAUGCACAGUGAAGGAGCCAUCUAGGAGCUGACUCCCCACAGCCCACCCAUCCCAUCUCCUCAGCAGGACCAGCCCUCGCUCCUUCCUGCCUCCUCCCCGAGUGUGAACACCGUUAGUAUGUGCUUGCGACACUGUGCUGCAUCCAGUGUUCUGAGACCAAAGACUUUUGCGUCCAUUCUGGGAGCAAAGAGAGGAAGAAACAGGAAGAAAGGAGCAAAGAGCAAGAGAGACUAAAGCCCCAAACGUGAUUUGGGAAUGGUGAGCCACCCUUGAGAACGGUGAAAAUUCUUCUUGCAAAGUAGAAUUAUGUUUAUUUUUUAUCUGUAUUUUUGAUCCUUGUUGGGUUUUUCCUCCUCAGACACAUAUGGAGAAGUUUAAAAGCUCCUCCAGUUAUUUUUUCAAGAGAGAUCAUGUUUUUAAAAGUAUUUUGCAGAGUUUUAAAUUGUUUCUGUCCCUCACGAA
This is a messenger RNA of Acanthisitta chloris (rifleman), 2373 nucleotides long. RefSeq names its product cyclin and CBS domain divalent metal cation transport mediator 2 (gene CNNM2). Gene Ontology annotation, biological process: transport; magnesium ion homeostasis. Gene Ontology annotation, molecular function: magnesium ion transmembrane transporter activity. NCBI's taxonomy places the organism in Eukaryota, Metazoa, Chordata, Aves, Passeriformes, Acanthisittidae. Gene Ontology annotation, cellular component: plasma membrane. The record is from RefSeq and is a predicted model, not a curated record. Bases 49 to 1935 code for a protein of 628 amino acids. The transcript has 8 exons.